AUGGACGAAAUUGUAAGCUCAAAUGGUCUAGUGAGCAUUUGGGAUUUCAUUGGCGAAGAAAUCGACAGUGCGUCUUCCCGAGGCAGCAGCCCAACGGCUGAGCUGCAGGGGCUGGAGGACAUACCAGCUGAAGACUUCGAAGAACCUUGUGAAGCACUGGGCACUUCAGGCGGCACAGCUGCUUUUUAUCGGCUUCGCUACCGAUCCGAUCGCGCGCCGAACGGCGUGCCCUUGGACUUCUUUAUUGGAAAAGAUUUAGCGCAUGCGAGUGAUGAGGUGGAGUUCUAUGCCAAGCUCCGCUGGGCGGUGCAGACGAGCGACGCCUGGCGUCGCUUUGGGCAGCGGGCCAUGUCCUGCCCGGGCGUCGCGCGCCUGGAGUGCGUGAACCCGAAGACGCAGGAGAGGAGCCGGCGGGCGAUUCUGCUGCUGGAGAAUCUGCGGCAGGGCUUCAGCCAGAUGAGGUUGUUGGACCUCAAAAUGGGUGCUGAAACCAGCGUGGCCUGCUGGAAAGGCAAGAGUCGGCUGAACGCGUGGAAGAACUCCUUGGUGGACCAACGAACGAACAGCGCCUGUGAGGGCUUCCGUUUGGAGGGCAUUGAGGGCCCCCCGGAGGGCUUGGAGGAGCGGAUGCGGCAGGUGAUGGAAGGAGUGGCCAGCUCCAAGUACGUCUCACCGAAGGUGAUCAAGCGCUUCACUCUGCAGAGGCUCCGGGCCGCCGAGAUCCUGGAGUUCUGGCUGGACGUCUCGCAUUUGGGCGCCGGCGGCGCGUUGCACGCGCAGCGCGCGGCGCUCCGAGCCUUUGAAGACGUGGGCAGCUUGCUGCAGGCCGUGCUGGGUUUGGAGGUGCCACAGCAGUGGAUUGGCUCUUCCGUGGCGCUGGCCGUGGAGAUGGGCGCCCUCCAGGCGGAGCCCAAGGUUGCUGUGAAGGUCUUCGAUUGGGGACGUGCUGAGUUGAACACCGUCACCGAGUUCGCUUACUUGCAGCCACCAGAGAAGGAGAGCAGGGCCCAUUACUGGAAGCAGUACUUGCGUGCCUUGGGGCGUCUCUAUUGGGAGCUGGGCCGUGUGGUCCUUCAUCGUUGCUGCUCUUGGGCCUGGAGCGUCUUGGUCUUGGAGCUCCGCAGCCUCUCGCCCACCCUGCUGCGCGCCGCGCUCUUGGGCGAGCAGGCCAGCACCGCCCGGAGCGUGACGCACUGCAUGGGCCUUCUGCAGAUGGAUCCUCGCGGCGGUGCUGGUGAGGUCUCCCUGCCACUUCUGGGACGCCCUGAGCAGGGCUCGUCUCGAGAAUCGAGCACCUUCGGCCUGGUGGGGAUGCUACGGAUGCACGUGCACGCGCCUGUGGAAGGGGUGGGGACCUGCCAAGUUCGGAUCCAAGAAGUGGAGAGUGAUUUGGACGCCUUGGGUUUGAGCAGCUCGCUCAUCAUCACUGUUAGAGCCCUGGCCUUCGAGCGUGCGGGGGAUGCUCGGGUCUACUUGGAAGCCUUCCAGUCUGAGUGCCCUGCGCCCCUCCCGCGUGGCCACGUCUGCGCACAGAGCACUCCACCUGGACGUUUUGGACCGGGGCGCCUGCGCUGGAAAACCAGCUGCUUGGAGUUCCGCGCCGGCGCUGCUGAGGAGGCCUGGGCCAAGCUACGCGAGGGCCCUUUGAGUCGCUUCGCCGCUGCCGAGCACCUGCCACCCAGCGUGGCCUUGCCAGAAGAGGUGGAUGAGAAGGCUCAACACUUCCUGAGGCACUUGCUGCCCUAG
Molecule: messenger RNA, 1746 nt
Organism: Durusdinium trenchii
Lineage: Eukaryota; Dinophyceae; Suessiales; Symbiodiniaceae
Source: the annotation of a GenBank genome assembly